AUACGGCAGUCAGUCUAUCGCGUGAGGGUUGAACGAUCGGAUCGGUUGCUCGGAUUCUCGGAUGCUCCUGUCCAACAGACGGUACAUACGGUGCGUAUUUGAAAAUCGUCGGUUCGCUUUAAUUGUAUCGAACGGAACAUUCAUCGGAGGACUGGUGCGUGACACGGUGCUCUGAAGUCAGGCCGCUCUCUGUGCUGCUGUAGGCGAUAUUCAGAUGCAAUCCUUCCGCUCACGUGGCGCUGAAUACCAAGUGCUGCUGCAGUCGGUUGGAGUGAUAGUUGUGGAAGCGGUCGAGAUGCUGCGGCACAUGUGAAUGCUGCUGGAGGAGAGUUUAUUGCGUUACCAUCCGAUUGAUGAUGGUUGUAGAUUAUUUUAUUUCUGGCGUAGAAGCACCGAACAUGGAUAUAAUUCUCUAGUGCAAAAAGUGUAGUGUUUGAAAUACUUUCCAUCCAUCGUGUAGAUCAGAUCGUUAAUUAGUUACGAGCAUUUUAAUUCUAUUCUGAGAAACCAUUGCGAACAACAGUGAAUCUUGUCUUUGGAUCUUCGAGAAGAGAAAAGUUCCACUAUCGGAGAAUAUUAAUUGAUGGUGUUCUAGUUUUUCGAAACCACUUGCUGGAAAAUUGAUAAGAGAAAAUUCCCGUUGUGCGACAAGCUAUCGUGUCCUGUUUCGAAAAGUUUCGGUUAGUGUCACAAGCAAACAAAAAAAAAUUCGAUCCGACGAAGAUUAAUCCUUGGCCCGGAUGGUGAAAGAGGAGCGCUUGUGAGAAGGAUUUUGUUUCCUCUUAAGUUUGAGUUCGUUCUUGUCGAAGUGGAAAAGUUCCGUCUAGCUGCCUCCGGUUCCUUUCCAGACUACUGCAUCAGAUAGUGUAAAUUAAAUCAGAAACAAGGAAUAUCGGAUUAAAGUGUGGAGCAAACGGUUUCGCUUACAGCUCCAAGCUUGUCUAGUGGAAAAACGAGAAAGAAAAAAAAUAAGUUCCGGUAACAUCAGGCUUUGCGUCCGGAUUGCAUCGAUCCGAAGAGGUGAAACGUGAAAAGAUUGAAGAGAUUAAGGUUGACUGUUGAAAACACGAAAAACCCGCAGGCUGAGAAUAUUGAGGUUGAAAACAAACACAGCGGAUUAAGCGGCCCAACAACUACUGCCACUUCCGCCCCCCGUCGGUGGUGACAGCGGUAGCGAAAAAGUCAUUUUUGUGAGUGUGUACUUUGACCGAACACCGGCCGGCCAAGCGACAACGACGACGACGACGUUCGAUAAAUGUUACCGAAAAUGUUGGAUAAACGACAACGACGGCAGACCACCGCCUGUUGGCACUGGAUGCUGCUGCUGGUAAUGCUGCUAGUAAAAGGCAUGACGACCGCCCCCUCGCAUUAUCCGGACAGCAACUUCUUGGAAGAAGACAAAUACUCGCCCGGUUUCCUGACGCUCGGACAAAAGUACAGCAUAGCCAUCGGGUCGACGGUGGUACUGCCGUGCAAAAUUAAUGAGACAGAAAAUUCCAGCCAUUACGUGCUCGCGUGGAAGCGGGACAUUGCCGUACUGACGGCGGGAACGGUCAAAGUCACGGUGAACCCCCGGAUACGACUGAUGCCGGUGCAAGGUCAGACCGACCAGCACGGAACGCUAUCGACCGGCUACAACCUAGAGAUACGUGAUGUCCGAGUGAGCGACGCCGGAGACUACAUCUGCCAGAUCGGUUCGAUGGAACCAAAGGAGAUUGUGCACACGCUGGAGGUACUCGUUCCGCCCAAAAUCGACUACGUCUCGCCGGCGAACAAAUUGGAUGUCCACAAGGGUACACAGGUGCGACUGGAGUGCCGAGGGUCGGGCAAUCCGACGCCCAAGAUCAUCUGGUCCAGAAGGAACAACGUGCUACCGAAUGGCGAGGCGAAUAAAACCGGAAACGUGUUCGACGUGAUGCAUGCGACCCGUCACACCAGCGGCCAUUAUAUAUGCACCGCCGAUAAUCGGGUCGGCCAGCCGGACAGCAGGGAAAUCGUGGUCAAUGUGCUCUAUCCACCGGAGAUCGAAGUGGAGCAGCAGAUCGUUCACAGCGGUGUCGGACAUGAGGCUCAAUUAGUGUGCAUCGUCCAUUCCGAACCGGCGCCCAACGUGAUUUGGUACAAGGAGACAACCCAGCUGGGCACAACCGAGCAACAUUCGCAGCAGGUUCGUGGCAACAAGCACAGUCUAAUCAUUCGGAAUGUGACCUAUCUGGAUCUCGGCAACUAUACCUGCCAGGCUUCGAACAGUCUGGGCAAGGACCGCGGUGCACUGACUCUGAGCGGUUUACCGACGAUCUGCUACUUUGACUCGCCCACAUUGAGCAGCUACCGGGACCAAUACAACAUAUCCUGGACCGUUCAAAGUUACUCACCGAUCCGGGAAUACCGACUAUUCUAUCGACUGCAGUCCUCAUCGAAGCACAACCUGUUGCACGCUACCGGCCACGACAAGGCACUGGAUAAUCACAUCUAUAAUCACGCCAGCAGCACACACAACAUCUACAGCAGCAACCCUUACAGUAGCGGUUCCGGAUCGCACCUAGGGGGCGAACAAUGGGAGAACGUGGUCAUCCCGGAGAUGCUGGCCGAUUAUAACAGUAUCCACGGGGGCCACUACUAUCAGUCACCGUACAGCUAUCAGUCCGGAACGCGGCAUCGGAUGAGCUUCCAGCUGAAGAAACUGCAACCGGGAAGCAACUACGAGGCACGCGUGCAGGCUCGCAACGACCACGGCUGGAACCGGUUGUCCAGUAUAUUUCAUUUUUCUACACGCUCGGAAGACAUGGAACUGGAACCGUCAGCCCAACCGGCCGUCCAUGGUGCUGGCCUGCUGGAUAAAGGUCUUCUAAGCAGCAGCGCCGCGACAGCACCUACUUUCCAUAAAUCAUCGAACCACGGUCUGCUGAUGCUGGUGCUGGCCCUGGUAGCCCUGCUGCUGUUGCCCUCGUCGGUGGCGGCCAUGGACUCGCAGUUGCCAUCGGUCGUCUUAUCGGCAUGAUUUGCAUUGUUUCCGUUUACCAGCCCGAUAAAUCACUAGACGAUCCAGGUGCACCUUAUUAAGGGAAGGCUAACAUAUACACACACAAAAACACACACAAACACACAUAGAGCCCACAGGACGACGGUAAACAAAUUCAGCACAAGGAACAUUAAUGUUGCCGUGAGAAUGGCAGGAAGCAUUCUGUACACCCGCCAACCAACCACGGAACUCGGAAGCCAUCAUAUAUACGAACAACGGUGGCGAGAAACGAACGCAACAUGCCGGCGUCAGAUGGACUUUUUUCCAGGUUUAAAAUUAGUUUACUUUCAAGUCAAUUUUAGAACAGCAGACAUUGUUUUUUUGUUGAAAAUACUCAGUGAAACCCGGUAAAAAAAGGAUUAGUUUACAGCUAAUAACCUUUUAAUUUAUAGAUUUUAGUUAGUCACUUCUAUACAGCCAUAUUUUGUACCAAAGAAAUAGGAGAAAUUUGAAAAAAAAAGUGAAACAAGAGACUUUGAGCAGAGUUUGCAGCGAAUGCUAAUAACAAAGAGGUGAAACAAAAAUAAAAUUAGCACUAGAGAGCAAAGCAGUGCGUAUUUAUUAUAUAGGAAAAGAUAUAGAAAGUACAGCUAUUUUACAAACUAAUUAUUAAAGGCCGUGUUGACAUGUAAAACUGUUUUUUUGUUCAAAAUUAUGUCAGAUGUAGUGGAAAAAGAAGAUCAGCGGAAUUACAGUGGUACUCAAAGUUAUACAUAGUUUUCAACCUGCACCAACUUUUCGUGUCUUUUUCGUAUAUUUCCAUAGAAUUCCAAGCAGCGUAAGAGAAACUUUCCAUUUUGCUUAUUUUUCUCUCAAGUCAGUCAAAAGUAUUUCAUCAACUAGGAAAGAAACCGUAUGUAAGCGUUAAGUGGAUAAAUUUUAUAGUUUAAGGAAUGAACAUCAAAACAGAUGAAACAUAAGAAUAGGCCUUCCUGAACAUAAAAAAAUACACACAUCAUCAAAGCUCUGGUACACAGAAAAAAAAAACAGAUAUCACACUCUCUCAGACAGGGGUAUGAGACUACGUUUCAAAUUGCUUGGUGGUGUGUACGUGCGAGUUUUAAAACUUUAAAAUCGUAAAUAUAUAGAGAAAAAAAAACAUUUUACCGCCGAUUAGUCUUGAGAAGAUUUUUCUGUAAAUAAACAUUCCAUUAAGUGAGAAAAAAUAGAAAAAAACCUUUCAUCAGAACAUUUCAAAACCAGAUUGUCGUAUGAAUUGCCAAAAACCUCAAACCAGAAGAAACAAAAAAAAAAUGCUAGUAAAAUAUGACACGCAUAUUACCAAUUGCUUGUAAACAUUGUUGCACAGCACUUGCACCCGUAAGCGCAUCCAUUACUCGUAAGAACCAUGUGAAUCGGAUUGAUUUUCAUCGAUUUUUGUUGUGGGACCAUACAGAACGAAAAUAAUAAACUGAUUACGAAAAACAUACAAACGGAAGAUGAUAAAUCUGUUGCCAGCUAUUUGUACAUGUCCACGAUAGCAGCCGCUGCUGUGGAAAACAACAAUCAAACAGCAGUUGUUAAUUGAGGUAUAAUUAAUGCUUGUAUAUCAUAAAAGUAAAAACAACAACGAUGUCAACACAGCAAAUGAAAAACAUGCGGGACAAUUUUCCGCGUUCGUCCCCGGGUUAAAACGAGGGACGAAUCGAUACUCCUCGCGGCUUGUUGUUGAAGUGGUAUCUGAUUUUUUUAAUCACCUGUACUACGCAAAUAAAAAAAGGUUAUUCCAUUCUCUACUACCCCCACUUCAACUUCAUAUCAGAGAAAAAAAAAUGCCGCAACAUACUUCAAACUGAAAAAUAAUGAAGUAACAAAAGUCGAAGAUAAAUCAUUUUAUCCUUUUUUAUAACAACAACAAAACCUGAUCCAAAGACAUGAACAAACGUACAUAUUCGAAACUGACCGAAACAAACGAAUGAAUUCAUUAAAAAUGAUCUCCUUCGUAAGAUAAAUCCAUUCAAGUGACGGCGACAGAAACAAAUUGAUUUUCUGUUUUGCAACAUUUCAUGACUCCGCAGCAACAGCAAAAAAUCACAGUAAUAAAUACCGAGCAUUAAAAACAGAAAAUUUUUCACCAACUCCAGAGAAUCCAAAAAGGGAAAAAAAAACAUACAAACAAAUUGACGAUUCGGUCAUAAAGUGAAUUCAAUUCGCACAAUGGCACACUCAUUGCCAGCACUGGAGCGGAACUGCUAUCACAGGCAUACAUAAACACACGUACACCGGGCAUUGUACCAAUGCAAUCUAUUAGGACCGCGAACGAAGGCAAAACAGAAAGGUGUGCACAUCCGGAAAUGGUUUUUUUGUUUGUUUGUUAAUUAAAUUUUGCUUUCACUCGUAUAACAGCCGCCUACAUACACACCUACAUAGAAGCGAAUAUCAUGCGUGUACAUAUACGAGAAGUAAAGCAAAAUACAUAUUCCUUACCGCACAAAAAAAAAAAACAAACGGCGGAAGCGAUAACUUAGCAUUUAUUGGAGAUGGUAGGAAAGCGCAUCCACUAUUAUUUAAAAGUUACCAACUAAGAAUGUAUGAACCACAGGCUUAGGGAUAAGCGUGUGUAAAACAAAAUGGAAACGUGUAGGAUCAACCGUAGCAAAGCCAGCAGCAAGCAGUCUAGGAUACGGCAGGACGGGAUGCGAUGAUAACGAUGAGAAGGAGGGAAUAGAAGAAUAGAAAAACACAUCGGAACAAAACAAAACACUAGUAUUAGAAAUAAACAAUGCUAUCUUAAACUUAUGUGAGAAAAAAUGAAAAAAAAAAUAUGAAUAAAGCAGAGCGAACAGAUACUAUUGUAAAUUAUAUAUAAAUGAUGAAAUGAUUAAUAAAAAAGAAAUACAAUCCAAAAAA
Messenger RNA from Wyeomyia smithii (pitcher-plant mosquito), 5872 nucleotides. RefSeq names its product neural cell adhesion molecule 2-like. The transcript is spliced from 8 exons. The record is from RefSeq and is a predicted model, not a curated record. The coding region runs from base 1256 to 3001 and encodes 581 amino acids. NCBI's taxonomy places the organism in Eukaryota, Metazoa, Arthropoda, Insecta, Diptera, Culicidae. Gene Ontology annotation, molecular function: axon guidance receptor activity; protein binding. Gene Ontology annotation, cellular component: axon; neuronal cell body; plasma membrane. Gene Ontology annotation, biological process: homophilic cell-cell adhesion; synapse organization.